Molecule: messenger RNA, 1218 nt
Organism: Dujonia railenensis
Lineage: Eukaryota; Fungi; Ascomycota; Pichiomycetes; Serinales; Debaryomycetaceae
Source: the annotation of a GenBank genome assembly
AUGUCUGUUGUAACUGACCCGCAGGAGCAAUACCGUUUGAUUACCAAGAAUCUCCAGGAAACCCUUAACGGCCAAAUCAUUAAAAAUGUGCUUGAGGUUGAAAAAAGACCAGUGAAGCUUUACUGGGGGACAGCGCCCACUGGUAAGCCACACUGUGGAUACUUUGUCCCUAUGAUCAAGUUAGCUCAUUUCUUAAAAGCUGGCUGCGAAGUUACUGUUUUGUUGGCUGACUUGCACGCCUACUUGGACAACAUGAAGGCCCCAUUGGAGACUGUGACGCACAGAGCUCAGUACUACAAGUACAUUGUCAAGUCUAUCUUGACCAGUAUCGGAGUUCCUAUCGAAAAGUUGAAGUUUGUCGUUGGAUCUUCGUACCAAUUAACCCCUGAGUAUACCAUGGACAUCUUCAAGUUGUCCAACAUAGUUUCGCUUACCGAUUCAAAGAGAGCUGGUGCCGAUGUGGUCAAGCAAGUGGCCAACCCAUUAUUAUCUGGAUUGAUCUACCCAUUGAUGCAAGCACUUGAUGAAGAGCACUUGGGUGUUGACGUACAAUUUGGUGGUGUUGAUCAAAGAAAGAUUUUCGUAUUGGCUGAAGAAAACUUACCAAGUGUUGGCUACAAAAAGAGAGCACACUUGAUGAACCCAAUGGUUCCAGGGUUGGGCCAAGGUGGUAAGAUGAGUGCUUCUGAUCCAAACUCUAAGAUUGAUAUUUUGGAGACCCCAAAGAACAUCAAGAAGAAAGUUAACAGUGCCUACUGUGCACCUGGUGAGGUUGAGGGCAAUGGUCUUAUUGCAUUCUUGCAGCAUGUCGUGCAACCAAUCCAAGAAUUGAAGGCGGACAAGGAAGGAGUAUUUGACUUCUCUAUCGACAGACCUGAGCAAUACGGUGGACCAAUUUCGUACGAUUCUAUCGACAAAUUGAAGGAAGACUACUCAUCUGGAGCCUUGGGACCAAUUGAUUUGAAGGCUGGUGUAGCCGAGAAGAUUGUUGAGUUGUUAGAACCAAUCAAGAGGGCCUUCGACAGCGACCCUGAGUUCCAAAAGGUCGAAGUUGCUGCUUACCACGUUGAAGAAGUCAAGAAGGUCAAGAAGGAAAAGAAGCCUAAGAACAAGGGUACCCAUUACCCAGGUGCAGGAAAGGCUGCAUCGCCAGCUCCAGCCGGUGAACCAGUCAAAGAAGUGACCGAAGAGUUGAAAGAAGUGAGUUUAGAGAAAUAG